This is a messenger RNA of Cuscuta campestris, 1192 nucleotides long. Lineage: Eukaryota; Viridiplantae; Streptophyta; Magnoliopsida; Solanales; Convolvulaceae. The record is from the annotation of a GenBank genome assembly.
GUAAUUCUAUUAUUCCGUUAUUCUAUCAUGGUAUCAAAGCUGAGGCUUUACACACACAAAAAUAAAUCCUAGCCCUAGCCGACUUUGGCCCUUCCUUCUCUGCCGAUCGUCGAGCUUCCUUUCCUCUUCACUGCCGAUCGUCAACUUCGGCUCUUCCUCUUCGAUUCAUCUCUGCCAGCCUACUAUUGCUCUCUUUCAUGGCCAAAUCAACUGAUCCCCUUGAUGCUCUUCCAACCGGGUUGAAGCUUUUUAUUAAAAAUCUCCAUUCUCUCUCUCCGGAAAAGCUGAAUGAUACAAAUUUUCCUUCGUGGAUCGCUACAACUUCAGCAAAUCUGCCUGCUCAUCGCCUCCUGGGUUACGUAGAUGGUACGAUCACAGCGCCUCCACCCACCAUCCCUGCCGCCGGCGACAAGGAUGCCUCUGCCAGCGUGGUUCCCAACCCUGCAUAUGAGGUUUGGUCAGUUAUCAACGCUCAAUUAUGCGCCUGUUUGCUUGCUAUUAUUAGUCCGUCUGUGCAAACUCACCUUCAUGGUCUUGACACUGCUACGACUAUAUGGGAUCAUCUUCAACUCCGGUAUAACUCUCUUUCUCGCACGCAUAUUUUCCAAUUAAAAGAACAGCUUCAUAAUGUUCAGAAAGGCUCGGAUUCUAUGCAACAAUAUCUUGAUUCUGUCACCAACAUUGUCGCUGCUCUUGAUCGGGCCAAAGCUGCUGUCCCUGAACAUGAUGUGAUAUUGGGUGUUCUUCGUGGAUUGCCGUCCGAGUAUGCUUCUAUCAAACAAAAUAUUCGGACCAAUAUUGCCAAUGUUACUUUCGCACAGUACAGUGGACCGCCCUCUCCAUCACCUCAAGCGUUUUAUGCGUCUCAAUCUACUUCCUCCAAUGGAAAUUGGUUCUUGGACACUGGCGCUAAUACCCAUGUCACACCGGAUCUGUCUCGCCUCUAUUCUUACACACCAUACUCUGGCACCGACUCUGUGACUAGUGCAGGUGGUCAUCCGCUACCCAUUGCUCAUGUUGGCUCAGAUCCUGGACAACAAAACCCACAAGGUGAGAUACAGAGGCCGUUGUGAGCAAGGACUUUAUAUGUUACCCUCCAAUUAUCAAGCGUCUCCCACCCUUGAGUCGUCUCCGUCCGUGCGGUCUGCCAUUCUUACAUCUCAGGAUUGGCAUCGUCGUUUGGGGCACCCUU